GCUCGUCCCAGCAGAGCCAUCGCCCCCCCUCCAUCCUUUCCCCUCAGCCUCUGAUUGGCUGAGCUCCCCGCUCCCCCUCCCCCACCCUCGGUGAAAACUGCGGGCUGCGGGCUGCAGCUGCAACCGGAGGCGUCGGUGCGUCGGGACGAGGCUGCGGCGGCGGCCGGGAGCCCAGAAUCCAGGACGAAGCUCUUGGCAUCAUGAACCCAGCCAUCGGCAUCGCCGUCCUGCUGGCAGUCUUGCAGGUGUCCUGGGGACAGAAGGUGACCAGCCUGACGGCCUGCCUGGUGGAUCAGAGCCUUCGCCUGGACUGCCGUCAUGAGAACAGCACCACCGUGCCCAUCCAGCAUGAGUUCAGCCUGACCCGGGAGAAAAAGAAGCAUGUUCUACAGAGUACUAUGGGGGUACCCGAGUACUCAUACCGUCCCCGGACCAGCCUCAUCAACAAGCACAACAUCAAGGUCCUCUACUUAGCCAACUUCACCACCAAGGAUGAGGGCAUCUACACAUGUGAACUCCGCGUCUCUGGUCAGCCUCAGAUGGUCUCCAAUCAGAAUGUUUCUGUGCUCAGAGACAAGCUGAUCAAGUGUGAGGGCGUAAGCCUGCUGCCUCAGAAUACCUCGUGGCUGCUGCUCCUGCUUUCGCUCUCCCUCCUCCAAGCCACUGAUUUCAUUCCCCUGUGACCGGUGGGGCCCGUGGAGAAUACAGGAAGCCUCAAGGCCCAGUGCAGAGAUCUUGCUGCUCUUAAUCAGCUGACUCCCUCUCCCAAGCCCCUCAUGUACCUUGACCUCGGAGAGAAACGGAGACCCCUUCCCUCAUGAGGAAUCCAAUGCUGCAUGCCGUCACCCACGCGUGCCCCUCCCCCACUGCCAAUUUGCCCCUUCUGCGCACCACUGGCUGGCGUUUUGUAUUCUUUGUUCCAGAGCUGCUUCUCUUUUUUUUUUAUUUUAGAGUUUGUCCUUCCUUUUCUCUGGGAAUUUGUAACAAGGGAAGCCAGGGUUGGGGACCUACCUGAUGGAGACUAAGGACAUAUGAUAGGUAGUGGGGUGGCAAGAUUGAAGUCCCUGGGAGAUAUUUCUGAAAGAGAUCUAGACAAUGGGCUAGGAUACACCUGAGGCUGGCCCAAGCAUACUCUUGCAGAAACCUUUGCCCAGCCAGCAGAGAAGAUGCCUCAAGACCUCAGGGAUCAGGGAACUACCAAACAUUUGUGGCCAGUCCCAUGAGGGUGAGAAAUGAGAUUCUGCAAGAGCAUUCUCAAUCAUAUCAACAAAAAAAGUCCUUUCCUGCCAUUGCAGGAAUCCCCUUGGACUGGGGUACAAUUCAGUGAAGAUGCAGGUUCAUCUGGGGAGCAGCAGCUGAUGGACUACAGGAAAAGAGAGUAGGAGGUGAGAAGCCGUUGCCUAUCACCUAAAAUGUGAGCCUUAAGGCUGGGAGAUGGCUCAGUAGUUUAAAGGCACUUGCUUGCAAAUCUUGCUGGCCCUGGUUCAAUUCCCCAGCCACCCGCAUAAGGACAGGUAUUCACUUGCAGCAGCAAGAGAUCUUGAAGCAAGCAAGCGCACGCGCAUACACACACACACACACACACACACACACACAAUUUUUAAAAUGUGAGCCUGCCUGAGCUGAGAAGAUGGCACAGGGGUGUAAGCCCCUCCCUCCCUGGCUGUCCCAAGAGCUUCCAAAACUCCGCAAGCUCUAACUUAGGGCAGGGGGUGGGGGAUCUUGGAAUCAUCCAGCUGGACCCUUAUUGCUUCCUAAGGGAGGUUCUUCCUUCCCUGGUCCCUCUGGCUGUCCCUGAGACCCAGGCAGCCCACACCUUAUAGCCAUGGCCUGGUCUGGGUCAUCCACUUGUUAGGUGACAGCCUUCCAGCCCCCACCUCCCCACCUGGCUCUGCCUGUCCUGUGAUCAUGUGUAGUGCCACCACAGCUUAUAGCAUUUCAUUGAGGAAAAAGAAAACUGCGCAAUAAAACCAAGCCUCCGGAGUGUA
Molecule: messenger RNA, 1988 nt
Organism: Jaculus jaculus (lesser Egyptian jerboa)
Lineage: Eukaryota; Metazoa; Chordata; Mammalia; Rodentia; Dipodidae
Gene: Thy1
Product: Thy-1 cell surface antigen
Exons: 4
Coding region: 201-683 (160 amino acids)
Source: RefSeq, a predicted model, not a curated record